Molecule: messenger RNA, 519 nt
Organism: Fulmarus glacialis (Northern fulmar)
Lineage: Eukaryota; Metazoa; Chordata; Aves; Procellariiformes; Procellariidae
Gene: DYNLT2
Product: t-complex-associated-testis-expressed 3
Exons: 3
Biological process (GO): microtubule-based movement
Cellular component (GO): cytoplasmic dynein complex; cytoplasm
Molecular function (GO): dynein intermediate chain binding
Source: RefSeq, a predicted model, not a curated record
ACGAAAGGAAAAAGGACACAAUCAAAUUACGAAGCUUUAUGUACGGCUCCAAUGGAAGAAGAGUAUUUUAGUGAUUCAAUGAAAACUAAGCUAUUGGCAUUCAAAGCUAAUAGGGCAAAGAUAAGAUAUGCUAAUACAUACAGGCUGGAGUCACAUAAUAAAUUUCGGGAUUAUUUAGUAAGAGACAAAGCUCAAGCGAUACUAACGAAUAAACUUCAACAAGCCAAAUACGAUGGAGUUUCUAGUCCUGCCUUGUGUGCUUCAAUCUCAGAAGAAAUAUUAAAGGCUGUGAAGGAAUUGGACUUUGACCGUUAUAAGUAUGUGGUAUCAGUGCUAAUUGUGGAAAAGGCAGGUCAGGCAAUAAAUGUUGCCAGCAGAUGGGUCUGGGAUGUUCAAAGAGACACUUGGGUUUCAGCUAAAUGUGAAACUGAAACGUUUAUUGCACUGGCUUUGGUAAUGGCUUGUUAUUAUGAUUAAUACUCUAAAAGCCACACCUGGUUUUGUGCAUCACAGUAUCUG